Messenger RNA from Parascedosporium putredinis, 5919 nucleotides. The record is from the annotation of a GenBank genome assembly. NCBI's taxonomy places the organism in Eukaryota, Fungi, Ascomycota, Sordariomycetes, Microascales, Microascaceae.
AUGGCGGUAGCCGACCUCGGCUACAUCGCCGGCCACCUUGGCCUCCAACAGGAUGGCCUCAUGUCGCUUGCUGCCGAUCCGAACAUAAGCAGCCUUCUCAAAGCCGUCGAAGCAAAGGCUCACGAAUUUGAUACGCUAUAUUCGGAAAAGCUUCGCGUCGAUAUCGAACUCGAAAAUGCCGUUGUAGGGUCUGAGGCGAGAUGUCAGACUUUCAAAGCUACGGCGGAGAAGGCGAUGAAAGAGGUUGAAGAAGUGCGACAGAAGCUCAAAGAUGAAGAGACAACGCGACAAGCCCUUCAAAACGAGUUGCAGACCGUUAAAUCUCGAUCCUCCGAAUACGAUUCUGAAAUCAGCACGCUGAAAGACCAAAUCGAAUCCCUCCAGGCGUCGAAUCGUACAAACAUGGCCCUGCUCGAGUCACGCAAUGCAAGGGAUGAUCAACUCUCGGAAGAGCUCUCUAAACAGCACCAGAAGAACGUCCAGCUUAACAAAGAGAUCACUACCCUCCAGCAAAAUGUCCAGGCUGCCCAGGCUGCCUCGAACACCGCCAAGUAUAGGGCCGAAUCUCUGCAACAACAACUCGACCUCGCCCGCCGUAGCGGCGAGUGGUUCGAGAACGAACUCAAGACAAAGUCGGAGGAAUCACUCAAGUACCGCAAGGAGAAAGGUGCGCGCAUCGCCGAGUUGCAGCGCCAGAAUGAGGAGGCAAAGGCGGACGUGGAAUCGCUGAAACGAGGCGAACAACAGCUCCGUCAACGGCUUGACGCGGCCCAGGCCAAGGCUGACGAGGCCCUUGUCAAGGUUCAACAGCAACAAGAGGCUUUUGCCCUCGAGAUGUCUGAUCAGCUUACACGAAAGCAUCAGAGUCGGGUCCAGGAGAUGGAGCUUGAGAAGGAACGAACCCGUGACAACUAUGAGAAUGAGAUUCGACGCGUUCGUCUCGACCUUGAGCGCGAGCGCCAGACCGUCGCUGAACUCGAGGAACGGAUUCAGCAACUCGAGGGCGAGGUUGACGAGCUUCAGGCUCGCGCUCAGCAUGAACCGGCUGUUGCAGCUUCCCAUCGGCCCCUCAUACUCCCCGCGCGAAUGGAUCUCAAGACUACCAUCACUGCUACCCAGGCCCUUGACGAGGUCUUCAAGCUCAAGGGCCAACUCGCAGGCGAGAAGCGCCGCAACCAACAGCUUUCCGACGAGCUCGACCAGGUCCUUGCCACACUCGAGGCCAAGGCGCCACAGCUUGACGAACUCCAGUCCGAGAACGAGUCCCUCCGAGCCGAGCUUAAUCAAAUGUCACACUUGUCAGAGCAGAGCCACGAGGAGCGCGAUCUCGCGAAGCGGGCGGCGCGAAAGGCGGAAGGCUCCCUGGCCACCGUGCAGACUGAAGCGAAGAUCCUCCGAACACAGCUCCGGGAUCUUGGCACCCAGAUUCAGAUGCUUGUCUUCAACAUGCACGCCCGUGAGAAGGGCCUCAAUGAACUCACAGAGGAAGACAAAUUCCGCCUCGCUCAAUUAUCCAGGGGUGAAGUCACGGAAGACGCGCUUGCUGACAUGUCCGACACUCACCAAUUCAUCACUCAAAAGUUUGUUGUUUUCAAGGACAUACAACAGCUCCAAGAAAAGAACCAAGAGCUUCUCCGCGUCACCCGAGAACUCGCGGAGCAGAUGGAAAGUGAGGAGGCCCUUGCUGCUAAGCACAAGGCGGCCGAUGAUCACAAGGCUGUUCAGCGUCUUGAGCAAGACCUGGCCAACCUCAACGACGAGGCCCAAUCGCUCAAAACUACGAUGGAGUCGUACAAGGCUGAAAGAGACAUGUUCCGACGUCUUCUGCAACAAAAGGCUAGCGCAGGCGAACUGGCCUCGGUCCUCGGUAGCGCACUCAACGAGGGAGAGCGACCCCCGCUUGCCAGUAUUGAGACAGGUGGUGAAGAGCAUGAGGCUGCCUCAUCUGCGGCCCUCAGGCAACUCGAGGCUACCUUCGACAACUAUCGCAACGAGCAGGGCAUGAUACGGCAAACAAUGCGUGAACAGGUUGAUAGGCUAUCUGGUGAAAAGACCUCGCUCCAGGGCGAGGUUAUUAAGCUGUCGAGCCAAAUUACCCUCGCCUCUGAGCGCUACGACAUGCUUCACGCCAAUUUCGUCGCCCUUCAAGGCGAGCAAGUUGAAUUGCAGAAGCGGAACCAGACCCUGUCUGAAACUACAGCUAGGCAGGAUAUCCGCACUCAACAGGUGGCCGAGGAACUAGUGGAGGCCCGCGAGCUUCUCGACUCUACACGCAAUGAGGCUGCAAAUCUGAAGGCGGAGAAGAAGCUCUGGAAAGAUAUCCAAGAACGGCUUGGCAAGAAUAACGAGACCCUCAUGGAAGAGAAGGAGCGGCUGAGCAGCCUUCUUUCUUCGCAGCAGUCGCUCAUGAACGAGCGGGAUAUCGCCGAGUCGGAAGCGAGACGCAAGGCACAGGCUAGGAUUGAUAACCUCGAAACCGAGCUCAACGAGACCAAGCGCAGGCUUAAUUCCGAAACGGAAGAAGGCAAGAAGCUGCAGCUCCGCAAGGAAUUCGACUCCCAGCAAUCGCAGAAGCGCAUCGAUGAGCUCACCAGCACAUUAGGCCAAGUACGCGAAGAGCUUGUCCGUGCAUCCACUGCCCGCGACCACCUCCAAGCUCGCGCUGAUGAACUCGCCGUCAACCUCCGUAAUGCCGAAGAGCGAGUUGGUCGCCUGCAGCCUCGCCCGACACCGCGCCCGGGUAUGCCUGUCGAACCCGAUGCCACUGCUGAGGAGCGCGAAGAAGAGCUCCAGAACCUCGCCGACCAAGUCUCGGAUUUGAAGCGUGACCUCGAACUAGCACAGGCACAGCUCGAGAAUGCUAAGAGCCAAGCUGAGCGGUUCAGGGAUCUUAGCCAAGCACACGAGGAGGCGCUUACCGAUCUUACGUCUUCGCAGGAAGAGGCGCAACAAGCAAUUGACGGUAUACUGGCUGAGAAGGAUGCGAGAAUCAAGGAGCUAGCAGAGAAGGUGGAGGAACUGUCUGCUGAGCUUGCCAACACCAACACCCAGCUGUCGGCUCUCCGUGAUUCGCAGGGUGAGGUGGCCCGAAGGUUUGAAGAUGAAAAGCAUAUUUUGGAGGAUGAGAUGAAGAGGCUCAAGGACGACGCUGAAAGGUAUUCCGAGUCCUCUAAGUUCCACCAACAAGACCUACGAGCCCAAGCCGAGAUCGCGACCAAGGCCCAGCAGGACUACGAAGAGGAGCUCGUCAAGCAUGCUGAAGCGGCGAAGCUUGUUCAGAAUCUACGCACCGAAUAUAACCAGUUGAAGAGCGAGACUGCCUCACUGAAAGCGGCUGCGGAAUCCGCCAAAGCAGCGCUGGCCCAAAACGAGUCGUCGUGGGAGGAGCGUCGACAGCAACUGGAACGCGAAAUCGAAGAGCUUAAUUCUCGCCGAGAGGACACGAAUGCUCAGAACCGCCUUUUGCAUCAACAACUUGAGGGUGUCACGGCCCAGAUCGGCGCCCUGCAGCAGAAUAGGCUCAAGACUUACGACGAUAACGAAGAAACCACCGGGCCUGUUCCUGACAUCGAAGGCCUUCGGGAGCUCAACAGCUACCUCCGCCGCGAGAAGGAGAUUCUCGAGGUCCAGCAUGAAACGAGACUGCAAGAAUCAAGCGGCUGCAGCAGCAACUGGAAGCGCAGGUCCCAAGCUGAGAACAGCAGGAACUCACUCUCCCACCAAGACCUCAUGGCGAAGCUCAACGAGCUUAACUUGUACCGCGAGAGCAGCGCUACUCUCCGUAAUGAGUUGGCUCAGGCCAAGGUGCAGAUUACCGAGAAGAACGCCAAGAUUGCGGAGCUCGAAGGGCGUAUACAACCCCUCGAAUCCCAAGUUGAGGCCCUGCAAACUGAGAAGGGAUUCUUGCAAGACGAGCUCAAGCAGAUCCAGGAAGACCGAGAUCGCUGGCAGAAGAGAACGGAGGAUAUCCUGACCAAGUAUGGCCGUGUCGAUGCAGCCGAGCUCGAGCAACUCAAGGAGAAUAUCACGACUCUCGAGGCGGAGCGCGAUGGCCUUAGGGGUGUGGAGGAGCCCCUCAAACUUAAGAUUACCGAGUUAGAAGCCACCCUGGAGACCGAACGCAACAACUGGCAGGCAACGCGGCAGAAACUAGUCGAACAGUUCAAGGACCGGUCCCGAAAACUUACAGGAGAGAAGGUUGAAGCGAUCCAGCGAUCAAACGAACUCAAGACUCAACUCGAUACCGCGAAUGAGCAAUUGAAUAGCUCAAACCAGCAGAUAACCACGAUCAGCUCGGAGCUCGAGUCGUCGAAACAGGAGAAAUUCCAGCUUGAGAAGCAAAUACUUGAAUUCCACCACACCGUGCAGGCUCUCCGAGACCAGGCUGCCGCCAACCCUAACACGUCGGUCCAGACCAUUGUCACCGGCGACCAGCCACCCACAGAUGGCAUUGCCCAAGAGCUCGAACAUAGGCUCGCAGUCGUCAAAGAGGAGCUCGAUGUUGUUAAUGGCCAAAAGGCUGCUGCGGAAGCGGAAUUAACGAGUUUAAGAUCCCAGCUUCAAUCUGUGAUUGCCGAACGUGACCAAGCUCUCCAACAAGCUCGUUCUGGCAUUGAGGCCGCAGAGGGCCAAUCAGCGGCGCAAGUUGUAGUAGCGAGCGGUGGCGAGAUGACGGAUGACGAAAGGAAAGCGGUGGAGGCCCAGAUCCAGGCAGCGGAAGCCAAGGUUGCCGAGUACGAGGCGAGGGCUCUGGAUGUCGAGGCUAGAAUUGAGCAGACGAUUAAGCAGCGCAGCGAUAAGAUGCGGGAUGCUCUCAAUACUAAGCUGCGAACGGCCCGAGCUGAAAUGGAGGAGGAUUUCAAGGCCAGGGAAACCGAGUUUGAGGCCCAAAAGGCGGCUUGGCAGACGGCAGAGAAGGAGCUGAGGUUGAAACUUGAGCAGGAGAGGAUCAUCAAAAGCGCCGAGGGUGGCCCUGGUCCAGCUUCUGAGGCAGCAGCGCAGCAGGUACCCGCGACCCCAGCGACGCCCUCUAUGCAAGCUCCUUCUACUCCCACGGCAGCUGGUACCCCGGUGAGCGACCUCGCCCAGCUGUCGGAUGCCGAUCUCCGCAAGCUGUUGACAACGCACACUACGGCUAAAUCCAUUUUUGCAAACAACCUUAAGAAGCGACUCGAAGCGGAAACAGCCAAGCUCAGGACGGAUCUCGAACAAACGCUCAAGGGAGAAUACGAGGGCAAGGUUGCACAAGCACGAGAGCAGGGUCAGCUGAUGGAGCAGAAGAAGGCGACAGUCAAGAUCAACAUGACGGAGAACAAGUUCAAGGCAGCGCAGGCCAAACUUGGCGUCGUGCAGACGGCCGCCCAGGAGACGCCCCAGAAGCCCGUGGUGGAAGUCUGGGAGAUUGCGCAAAAGGCUAAACCGAUUCCCCAAACCUCCGCGCAGCCGGCUUUGGCCCGACAGGGUUCGACUGCCGGAAUGCCCCCAGCCCCUUCAACUCCGGGCCCUAGCACUCCAUCCGCCGCGCCUCUGGCCACUCCAAUUCCCAAUGGUGCCACACCCGCAACAGGACAAAGAGGUCCCGGAACCCAGCAACCACAGGCCCAACAGGCCCCUCGCCAACACCAGGCUGGAGCCGCUCAGCCUAUCCCGGGACAACGGCCACCGCAACAGCAGCAGCAACAAGCACCCGCUGCCAAACCCCAGCUGCCGCAGCCUCGUCCAUCCUCGUUGCCUCAGCCGCCGCCACAACCACAGCAAGCUGGCCGAGGCCAGAGCUCCUCCCUGUCCCGCGUGGCGGCCAUCGCGGUGGUAGGGGUGGUGGCCCAUAUAUACCACCCCAGCGCAACGCUAGUGGUGGGGCAGCCGACAGGGGCGGCGGCAACACUCGAGGCCGCGGUGGCCAUGGUCGUGGCGCGCUGA